This is a messenger RNA of Nasonia vitripennis (jewel wasp), 4443 nucleotides long. Its product is annotated as neprilysin-21. Gene Ontology annotation, molecular function: metalloendopeptidase activity. Bases 415 to 2814 code for a protein of 799 amino acids. Gene Ontology annotation, cellular component: plasma membrane. The record is from RefSeq and is a predicted model, not a curated record. Gene Ontology annotation, biological process: protein processing. NCBI's taxonomy places the organism in Eukaryota, Metazoa, Arthropoda, Insecta, Hymenoptera, Pteromalidae. The transcript is spliced from 18 exons.
CGCCGGCCGAUCGUCCGGACGGAGGAGCGGGCCGCUACCGUGCGCGCGUGGUCGCUGGCGCUGCGCGAGCAGCGGGCCCGCGAGCAGGGCCAGAGGGAGCCCGCGGAGCAGGAGCCGGCGAAUGUGGCUCUGUGCACGGUGAGCCGGAGUUCGGGGUCCCGCGGGGCCCGCCGGGGCACCGCCUCGCGCUCCGAGCGGCUCCCCCUGAGCCCGCGCAGCCUGUGCGCGGCCCAGCCCCAGCCGCAGCAGCCGCAGCAGCAGCAGCAGCAGCAGCAGCAGCAGAAUGCGGCGGCGCUCGCCGGCAGCGGCAGCGGGACGCCCCAGCAGCAGCAGCAGCAGCAGCAGCAGCUGGCGACGCCGCGGGACCAGGGCGCCGGGCAGUCCUACGAGGACGGCCAGGGCCUGGAGGAGCCGAUGGUGCAGGUCGAGCGCGGCAGCCAGAUGGGCACCUGGAUCUGCUGCGUGCCGUGCUACUGGCUCCGGCGCAGCAAGGCCGUGCACCAGGCGCUGCUCACCUUCGCGAUGCUGCUCGUGACGAGCCUCCUGGUGACCAGCCCCGUCCUCUUUCUCAUCACCAGCCUGCCCGAGGGGGAGCAGCCCCGCGAGUGCGCCGCGCUGGACGAGGCUUGCAUCCGGGAGCGGGACGGCCAGGAGGGCGUCUGCGAGUCGGCGGCCUGCCACGAGGCCUCGCGCCGCAUGCUCGCGACGAUGCAGCGGGGCGUCGAUCCCUGCAAGGACUUUUACCAGUUCGCCUGCGGGGGAUUCGAGAACCGGCUGCCCUACCAGCCGACCUCGAGCUUCGCCUCGCUGCAGGAGCAGCUCGACGAUCGGAUACGGCGGAUGCUGCUGAAUGAAACGGGCAAGAUGGGCGGCGCGUUCAAAAAGCUCGGCCAGUUUUACAGCAGCUGCCUCGAAUUCAAAGAAAAACCCGUGGACUUUGCGCCGGUUUACAGGCUGCUGGACGAACUGGGCGGUUACAUCUGGCCGAAGAGCGAGGGACCCUCCGACAUAACGCCUUUGGUCGCCUCCCUCUUGAAAGUUUCCGGCGCGCCGCUCUUCGACCUCUACGUCGACGCGGACCUCUACGACCAGACGAGGAUGGCCGUCUUUCUGGACCUGCCGAGGAAGCACGAGUCCGACAUGUUCGUGACCAGCGUAUCGGAGGAGGCCCCGAGGCGGAGGCGGCGCAGAGGACUGCAGGGCCUCGCCGAGCAGAGGAGGAGCCGCAGCUCGUCCAACCUGGCCGAGAGCAAGGCCUACACGGUCAUCAAGAACAACCGAGAGGAGAAGCGCUCGCGCAGAAUACAGAAGAUCAUCCAAGGCCUGAUACCCAGGGACAUGGAAUCGAGGGAGCGAUCCUCCGAGGCCGACCAGCUGCUUCAGUUCUGCCUGGCCCUCAACAAGAUCUACCCGAGGCACAAGGACAUCUACAACUGGAUCGACAUCGACCAGAGGAUCUACGUGCCGUACAACCUGACGCACCUGCAGGAGAGCUUCGCCUACGUAAGCUGGGGCACGCUGCUCAACGCGAGCCUCGACAACGCCACUGCCGAGCUCUACAGCCGCGAGCACUACCACGAGUACAGCAGCGACGAGCAGCCCGCCUACGUCUACGUGACCGCCCCCCAUUACUUCCGCAGCCUCGGCAAGCUGCUCGGCCGAUUUUCCAAGAGGGUGAUCCACAACGGGCUGCUGGUGCUCUACGCCACGGACGUGUUGCACGACAUCGUGAACGCGAGCGCCAGUAAGAACUGGAGCGAGGACUGCGUCAAGCUGACCAAGAACGUCUUCGGCGAAGCAGUCGGAAUGCUCUACGUUCAGCAGUACGAUCCGGAUUUUUUGCAGCUCCUCGUAAACCGGAUAGCGGCACUCUUCGAGCGCAUCAAAGAGACGCUCGCCGAGCGGAUGCUGGUGAUGCCCUGGCUCGACGAGGAGACGAGGACGCAGGCCGUCUUCCGGCUGCGUUCCCUGCGCGGGAAAUUCAAAAUUUGGCCCGGCUAUCUGAACGAGAGCCUGCUGGCACAGGAAAUGGCGGAGGUUGUCAUCGACGAGGAGGACUUCUUCUCGACCGUGCUGGGCAGGUUCAGGCAGAACCGAGCCGCGGAGGGCCAGCCCAAGAGAAACGCGACUCACAAGUGGCACUACCCGUUCACGGUCAGCGCCUACUACGAAGCGUCGUCCAACUCGAUCGUGAUCCCCCUGGCGAUGAUGACCGCCUGGUCCUGGUCCUGGGACGGCGGGCCGGCGUACGCGGUCUACGCGACCCUCGGCACGGUCAUCAGCCACGAGGUGCUGCACGCCUUCGACCUGCACCACCGGCGCCUGCCGCUCGACCCGGAGCCCCUGAGCGAGCACUGGUCCUGGAUCACGCCCGAGGCCUGGCGCAGACUCGAGGCCAUGAUCGAGUGCGUGGCCAAGCUCUACGCGCGCAGCUUCUGGCGGAAGGUCAAGUUCUUCGGGAGCAGCGUCGACGUCCAGUUCGAUUGGAACGUCACGCGGAACGAGAACGUGGCGGACAUCGGCGCCCUGCAGAUCGCCUACCACACCUGGCACAUCCUGACCAACGGCAAGGACCGAACCCUGCCGGGGCUGGAGGCCCUGCGGCCCAGCCAGCUCUUCUUCAUCAGCGCCGCCCAAAGCUACUGCUCUAACAUGACUGCCGAGGCCUACAUUCUCUCCGUCGAGCUGGAUUACCACACGCCUCGGCCCGAGAGGAUCAACGGCAUAAUGAUGAACUCGCCCGAGUUCGCCGAGGCGUUCCGAUGCUCGCUCGGCGCGAAGAUGAAUCCGCCGAACAAGUGCAAGACUUGGUGACGAAGCCGCGCGACGGGGAGAACGAGUCGCCUUUAGAUGACCAAGCGAGCAGCCGCUGAUUGGCCGCAGAUCGAAGCGGGGGCUGCGCGAUUUCGGGCGCCGAACGUCCAGCAGGGAUCCGUCGAUCAAGCGAACGAAAUCGAGAGAGAGCAGCAGCCGAGUGCGAGGGCAGGACCAGUCGGCGAAAGUUACUCCUCUCUCGAGACUAGCGACCGCCUGCCUCUGGCUAUGACCGAGCGAAGAAGGAGACGACGAGUCGAUCGGGGCGUCGCAUUGCUGACAGCAUGCGAAAGACGGGAAAGACUGCCGUACAUUCUUCCUGUAGCUGUCCUCCUCCUCCUUCUCCUCCUUCCCCUCCUCCGCCUCCUCCUCUACCGCACGGUCCUCUGAGCUCGCGAUUCCCGCACCUGUCCGGCACCGUUUUCUCAACUAGACUAUACUUACGCGCCAUUCUAUAGAAGCUUUAGGACAAAUACGGAUGAGAUUCCAACGAGAAUCAACAAAUAUAUAACAUUGUAAGCGAGCGAGAAGUUGCUAGACCAAACUCCUAGACCCACCGCUUAUGGAAGAACGAACGUUUCAUUUGCUCGAGCGCGCGUAGGAGCUGCAGUUUUUCGAAGAAUGCGUUCGACUUGUCGGGAAGAGGCGAGUGUGUGGCGUUGUGUGUGGCGUUGCGUCUGGCUCGCCCUUUCAUUCCGGGCGUAAAAAGCUGAAUGUUCGAUCGGACGGCGAAAGGAGAAGCCAUUUUAUUAGACCGAAGUAACACACACUCGCGGAGAGAUGAUACAUUGCUGCCGGAUGAAAGGCGGACGAAAGGGGAUUCUAGCGUCGACGCAAAAAACGUGAACUGUGAUACUUUAAGCAUUAACGCAACUCAAAAUGAAAACAAAAAAAAAAACCAGCUCGCUCCGUUCAUUAGAAUUAACGACGAGGAAACGCGGAAACAAUAACGUAUACAAUUAUACUCAAUGCAUUCGAACUCUGGAAUGCGAUAGUCAUACGCGCCUCGAGUUUGAUCGAUAAGUAUACACAAACAAUGACAGGACGCGACGAAAUGGUAAAAAUUGAUCGUAAUUUGUUAAAAGAAGACCAACUCGAGAAUCACACCUGGUGCAAUUAUAGAUUUCAGAAUGGUAUACGAUUAUCCUCGUUAUUUUUCAUGCUUCCGAUAGACAAGCUUGAUCGUGUUUCAAUAGGAACUUUUAACAAGUUGCGAUUUUUAACUCUUUUCGCUGAUCUACAAAUUUCUUCGAACGCGUAUAAUCUUGAACAUUAACGAAAUCUAGGAUGAAUCUUUGUAACUAUAUAGUAGAUGAAUUGAACCGACGGCGAGUCCUCUUGUUAAGUACAUCUGCGCAAUAAAAAAAAAAAAAAAACAAUAAUAAUAAUAAAUAAAUAAAAAAAAGAACACGUGGUCACCGAUCGAUUCCUUUUUUUCAGCACAAUAACUGCGUUACAUCUAACAUUUUACGACUAAUAUUAUACCUACUAGCUAUUCUGUGGGGUUCAGUUUCGCGAUGCAAUAAGAAUUCAACGAUAGAGAAAAAUCGAGCAUCUAAGAAGAUAAAUCGUAUUGUAUUUGCAGUACAACAUUGAGAGUGAUAUAAAUAAAUACUCAUUUCUAACAAA